GUUUCAAUUUGGACAAAGAUUUUAAAAGAUUGGGAUAAACAACUUAGUAGAUUGGACAAGAAUAUUCUUCUUAUUGUUGAUGGUGCUCCAGUACAUUGCCUUGAAGAAAAUAUUGAAUUGAAAUAUAUUCGUAUUGAAUUUUUAUUACCUAAUGCUAUCACACAUAUUCAACCCUGCGAUCAAGGAAUUAUCCAUUCAUUUAAAUGUUUUUAUAAGAAAGGUUUUAUCAGUAAUAGAAUCGAUGCAUAUGAUUCUAUUUAUAACAAGCCAAAUGAAAAUCUGCCAGCUUUUACAAUUCUUGAUGCAAUUUAUCUUGUGGCUAAUGCUUGGAAAAGUGUAACUCAUGAAACUAUUGCAAACUGUUGGAAACGAACUGGUAUUCUUCCUAUUAGUAACAAUAAUAAUGAAUUACCUAUUCAAUUUCAGGAUAUCGAACAUGAACAAGUUGAUGAAUUAAACAAAAUGAUUGCAAAACUUCCAAUUGAUAAUCCACUCAGCGCUAAUGAAUUUUUACAUUUGGAUGAU
Acaulospora morrowiae is the source of this 525-nucleotide messenger RNA. The record is from the annotation of a GenBank genome assembly. NCBI's taxonomy places the organism in Eukaryota, Fungi, Glomeromycota, Glomeromycetes, Diversisporales, Acaulosporaceae.